UUUUAGGGAAAAGGGGGCUGGGACAUGAUGAUGCACACAGAACAUGAAAGUGAAACUUAAGUAAUGAGAGAGCGAGUUUUUUAACACUUCUCAUCAUGAUUGUUUUCUGUGUUAUUGUCCUUCUUCUUCCCGUGUGUGGGUCAGUGCCAUUGACUGGAUGGGUGCAGUCCCCUGGACACCCACGAGGGUAUGACCCCGAUUCCAGCCUGACUUGGAAAGAGUGUGCUCCAACCGGACACAGAAUCACACUCACUCUCUUACAUUUGGACCUGGAAGAAAGCUUUGAUUGUGAGGAUGAUUCCUUGAAGAUAUUUGCUGAUGAGGAGCUUCUUUUCAAACUGUGUGGACGCAAGUCCAUGAAGGAGCUGCAGGCGUCUAUCAACCCUUUCCUCCACUCCUCCCGUGGUGGUUGUCUCUCUGUUUCAUUUCUUGCAGACUACUCGAACCCUAAGAGACACACUGGAUUUCGAGGCUUUUAUGCCAUUCAGGAUGUUGAUGAGUGUACGGACCCUGAAAAUGAGUGCACCCAACUCUGCAAUAACUACAUUGGAGGUUAUCGCUGUUUCUGCAGACCAGGUUACGUCCUUGACCCUGAUGAGCACACCUGCCAAGUUAGCUGCAGUGAAGAUCGCAACGGCUCUAGAGAAGGUGUGCUGAUGUCACCUGGCUGGCCCGAGCCGUACCCUGAAAACUCUGUGUGUUCUUACACUCUGGCUGUAGAAGAAGGUCUGCAGUUUGAGCUGACGUUCAUGGGCGUGUUCGAUGUGGAAAUGAAAGAGAAUGGACAGUGUAUCGACUCAUUAACUAUAAAACCUCUCUCUGGUGAUGUUAGGACAUUUUGCGGAAGGAAACUCCCUUCGUUCUUCCUCACAAGGUCUCAACAUGUUGAGGUUAUCUUCAGGACAGACCACAAAGGAGCAAACCGAGGAUUUAGCCUCAGUUACAGAGUGAGAGAGAUGAAUUGUGUUGGACCUGUGACGCCAACAUCUAGUCUGAUCCCUCAGCAUUCCGAAUAUCCCACGGGCUACAAGGUUAAAGUGAAGUGUGACAAAGGACAUGUAUUAAAAUCAAAUAAAUCAGCUGAGGUUGAGUAUGAAUCCACAUGCCAGAAGAAUGGAAAGUGGAGUCCUGUUAUCCCCUGUGAACCCGUGGAUUGUGGCAUUCCAGAGCUUCCUGAAUUAAUGGAGCUAUCAGAUAAAGAUCCUCCAACAACUUAUCAGAAACAAAUCAGUUUCAAGUGUAAAUCUCAGUAUUAUCAACUGGAUAAAACUGGUAAUUUUACCUGUAAUGCUGAGGGUUAUUGGGAGUCUGAGAGUGGUCAAAAAUUAACAGAAGAUAUGCCUAAAUGUGAACCAGUGUGUGGAAUGAAUACAGAGGUCUCUUUUGGUGGUAGGGUCUUUGGUGGGAGUUCAGCUAAACUGGGGCAGAUUCCCUGGCAGCUCUUACAUAGGCAAUCUCCCAGAGGUGGUGCAUCUCUGAUCAGUGAUUACUGGGCUCUAACAGCUGCUCAUGUAGUGGAUGGAUAUGAAGAAUCCACCUUGAAUUGGUUAGGAGGAAUAAUUGAUGGUAAGGACAGAAACGCAGUCAAAAUGGAGACAGAGAAGAUCAUAAUUCACCCAAAUUAUCAGAAAGUUGGUAAAGGACAUCAAAACAGAUAUGAUAAUGAUAUUGCACUCAUCAAAAUGUCUGCCAGGGUGCCACUCGGUCCAAACAUCAGGCCAGUGUGUCUGCCAAAGAUAACAAAUGAUGAACUUGUGGCGGAGGGCACAAUCUCAGGUUUUGGUAGAAUGGAAGAAACAAAAAUGAGUCAAUAUCUGCUUUAUGGACUUGUUGAGAUAUUUUCACUUGAUAAAUGUGAUUCAAGAGGUUUUGAAGUCACUCAUAACAUGAUAUGUGCUGGAGGAGAAAGUAUAGACAGUUGUAAAGGUGACAGUGGAGGUCCUUUGUUUUCUCCAGGUCUGAGUUCUGGGUCUCCAGACAACCCUUAUCGUCUUAUAGGCAUUGUAUCAUGGGGUCCUCCUGAAUGUGGAAAUAAAAGCUUUAAGGGCUACUAUACUAAAGUCCAAAACUACCUGGAUUGGAUCAAAGAAACCAUGGAAAAAAACUAACGUCAGCAUACUAAAAUGAUAUUCACCUACACCAGUUAUUACAAUAUACAUCAGUGUCUAUCUACUAUAUCUGAUCUGUUAUUACCAUAAAUGAUUUAAGUUUUAUACUCCUAAUAAAAUCAUUUUCACAUGUAAA
Ctenopharyngodon idella (grass carp) is the source of this 2244-nucleotide messenger RNA. Its product is annotated as complement C1s subcomponent-like. The coding region runs from base 96 to 2108 and encodes 670 amino acids. The record is from RefSeq and is a predicted model, not a curated record. Gene Ontology annotation, biological process: proteolysis; complement activation. Gene Ontology annotation, cellular component: extracellular region. The transcript is spliced from 11 exons. Lineage: Eukaryota; Metazoa; Chordata; Actinopteri; Cypriniformes; Xenocyprididae. Gene Ontology annotation, molecular function: serine-type endopeptidase activity; calcium ion binding.